UUGUUGCCAGUGCGCCGGAGCACACCACGUGACUCCCCGCCAGGCCUGCUGUUUGUGCAGCCGGAGCAGAGCAGAGAAAUGGCGGCCCUGGGCAAACCUGCUCCCGCCGGGCUGACGCUGUGAGCCCUUUAUGCCCCAGAACCACAGCGGGGCUGCACGGGGUCGGGUUACCGCACCGUUUCACUCAUCUACGGCGCUUCAGCGUGGUGGCAGCGGCGCGGCUUUUGCUGUUUUUUGCAGCGGUUGUACGUGCAUGAGUCCUUGCAGAAACCGGGACUGUAAAGUAGCAGAUUUCUCCCGAACAUGAGAGGGAAGCGGGGCAGGCCGCCCAAGCCCCCGCUCGCCGGGGCCGGGGAGUCCUCCUGCUCCAGCCGGGGCCUGCGGCCGCGCAGGAACCUGAAGCCCCGCUUCAGGGACAGCGGGGACGAGGAGCCGGACAGCCCGGGCAGGGAGCCGCCGAAGCCGGGCAGGAGGCGGCGAGCUCCGGGGGCCGGGGCUGCGCGGGGCCGGGGGAGAGGAGGCCGGGCCGGGGCCCGCGGGGGCCGGGGCGGCCGAGGCGGGGGCCGCCGGCCCGCCGCCUGCAAGACCGUGGUGUACGACGACCACGAGAGCGACGAGGAGGACGACGCCGUCAGCCUGAGGUCGGAGGAGGACGAGCUGGGGGAGGAGGAGGAGGACGAGGCCCUGCGGGGGGAGUCCGACGGCCCGGACCUGGACCAGGACCAGGACCAGGACCUGCAGGGGGACCAGGAGGAGGAGGAUGCCGCCAGCGUCUGCACCGAGAGCAGCUGGAGGAGCCAGAGCACCCGCGCCAGCACCCCCGGGAAGAAAAAAGGACGAGCUCCCCGACCCCGUACUCCCAUCCUGGAGGAGAAGGAGAUCCCUCUCCUUGAACUUCCAGACACAUCCGAGGACAUCAUGGUGCCUAACGAAGAGCUGCUCAACGCCACCUCCAUCUACGAGGUGUUAAGGAACUUUAGCGUGGUGCUACGGCUUUCUCCCUUCCGGUUUGAGGACUUCUGCGCGGCCUUGGUUGGCCAGGAACAAUGCACAUUGAUAGCAGAGACCCACAGUGCUCUUCUGAAGGCCAUCCUACGCGAGGAGGACUCCUCCAACACUACCUUCGGCCCUGCAGACCUCAAGGACAGCGUCAACUCCACUUUGUAUUUUAUUGACGGCAUGGCAUGGCCUGAGGUGUUGCGGGCUUACUGUGAGAGCGACAGGGAAUACCAUCAUGUGCUGCCAUUCCUGGAGACGGACGAAUAUCCCUACAGUCCCCUUGAAAGUAAGGUCAAGGUGCUGCAGUUCUUGGUGGAUCAGUUCCUCACGACUAACAUUGCCCGUGAGGAGCUCAUGUCCGACGGCAGCAUGCAGUAUGACGACCACUGUCGUGUGUGCCACCGGCUCGGUGAGCUGUUGUGCUGCGAGACUUGCUCGGCGGUUUAUCACCUAGAGUGUGUGAAACCCCCGUUAGAGGCAGUUCCUGAAGGGGAGUGGCAGUGUGAAAUUUGUGUGGCACACAAGGUGCCUGGGGUCACAGACUGUGUCACUGAGGCUCAGAAAAACAGACCCUACGUCCGCCAGGAGCCCAUCGGAUACGACCGCCACCAGAGGAAAUAUUGGUUCCUUAUUCGAAGGAUCAUUGUUGAGGAAGAUGGGGAACAUGAGAAGAAAAAGAUCUGGUACUACAGCACCAAGGCCCAGCUGGAGGAGCUCAUGGAGUCUCUGGAUAAGGAGUACUGGGAGAUGGACCUGCACGCCACCCUGAAGGAGAUGAAGGAGGAAGUGCAAGCCCACAUGGACAUCACAGAGGACCUCACCAACAAAGCCCGUGGAACCAAUAAAGCCUACCUCACUGCUCUCAACGAUGUAAUCACGGAGCGUUUGAAGGUCAGGCGAGAGGCGCUGGAAGUGAACAGCCAAACGGAGGAGUCAAAGCAGGAAGCAGAAAGCGGCUCUGUAAAUCCAGCCCAGGACAACGCUGAGCUCUCGGUGCAGCGCGACAAGACGAAGGAUGCUGACCGGGCGGAAGACGCUGGUUCACAAGCCGCAACGGUUCAGCCCGCUACAGAAGAGAGAUGUGUGUCAGCUACCUCCGCCACCCAGAACGUAGCUGGAUCUAAGACAGAAUCACCUGAAUCAAACAACAUAACACAAGCUGCUCCUUCGGGGGGGCAGGAAACCCGCCAGCCAACAGACGAACAGCAGAAGUCAGAGUCUGGCGGUGAAGUUUCUCCCUGUGAUGACUCUCGUGUACCCUCUCAAGAUCAACCACUACAGCAGUCAUCGCAACCAGAAGCAGCGAGUGACGGCAGCCAAGUUCCCGGGUCUGGGAGCCUCAAAAAACCGGAAGCACCUGACCUGGCUGACAGGUCCUCCCAGUCGUCCUUUACCAGCCAGGAUAAAACAGAGGACUAUAAUGAAAGGAUGAAGAACGAGAGGACGGCAGGACAAGAGGUGAAAACCCAAAUACCCAGAGGCAGCAAAGAGUCGUCUCCCGUGCGCUCUGGCGGCGACACUGCAAAGCUCAGCUUCUUGAAAAGGGAGCUGACGGUGAAUUUAAAUAACUUUUUCAAACUGGGUCAAGAGGGUAAAUACAGGGUCUACCACAACCAGUACAGCACCAACCUGCUGGCGCUCAACAAACACCAGCAUCGCGAGGACCACGACAAGAGACGCCACCUCUCCCACAAGUUCAGCCUGACCACCACCUCCGAGUUCAAGUGGAACGGCAACAUCUACGGCUCGCGGACGCUGACCAUCUCCACGCUGCGGCUCACCAUCAUCCAGCUGGAGACCAACGUCCCGGGACCCUUCAUGCACCCCAACUGGGCGUCACACAGAACAAACUGGAAUAAAGCGGUGCAGAUGUGCAGCAAAGCCCGGGAAUUUGCUUUGGCUCUGGCCAUACUGGAGUGUGCUAUCAAGCCGGUGGUGAUGCUGCCUGUGUGGAAAGACUCUCUCGGACACACAAGGUUGCAUCGCAUGACCUCCAUCGAGCGGGAAGAUAAGGAGAAAGUGAAGAAGCGAGAGAAAAAACUCGAGGACGAGGAGAUCUUGCAGCAGGCCACGUGGGUGAAGUACACCAUCCCCAUCAAACACCAGGUGUGGAAGCAGAAGGGAGAGGAGUACAGGGUGACGGGGUACGGCGGCUGGAGCUGGGUCAGUAAGACGCGCGUGCCACGUUUUGUUCCGAAGCUGCCGGGGAACACCAACGUAAACUACCGCCAACAACUGGAAGCAGCUAAAAUGGCAAAACAAAAUGCAGCAGUUUACACGAAUAAGCAGAAAGAGGUGACAGAAAGUGAGAAGCAGGUGGCCGACGAUAAGGAGCCCGCACCUGUCACGGAGUCGUCUCUGAGCGCUUCCUCAGCAGAUGACGGCAAACCUCAGACCGCCAAAGAGGAAGAAACAUCUGCAGAGGAAGAGCAGGAGAGAAAUACAGAAGAGGAAAAAAUGGCGGUCGACUCCUGCCUCAACAAUUCUGCUUCGACCGACAAGAAAGAUGAAGAUGAAAGAAAAGACUCUUCGUCUGUUGAGGAGCAAUCCCAGAUCUCUGAUCAACCCGUAAAAAAAGAAGAAGCCUCAAAAAUCUUCUAUGACGUCGUCAACGUCAGCGAGGGCUUCCAGCUGCGGACGGCUUACAAGAAGAAGGUGAAGCCGUCCAAACUGGACGGCCUGUUGGAGCGUCGGGUGAAGCAGUUCACCCUGGAGGAGAAGCAGAGACUAGAGCGACUGAGGCAGGCAGCUUUCUUGGCCAAAUUAGCUGCCGCAAAGCCGGCGUCCGGGGUCAAGACCGAGGCACCCUCAUUACACAAGCAGCCUGCCGUCAAAGCAGAGGAGACGGAGGACAACCUAAAAGUGAAAGAUCACAUUGUUAAAAAGCUCGACUUCGACCAGGAGCACGUGAAAGCACAGGCGGACGGCGCUGACCUGAAAUCGGACGCCGCUGCGCCCGGCCAGAGUAAACGCGCUGAGGACAAAGCUGCACAUGAGGCCGGUACCCACAAAGAGGUGAACGGAGAACCUGAAACCAACAGCAAUUGCGUAUCGGAUACGAUUGAAAACAGUGAGGUAACGCAGACGCCGGCUCGAGCGGGAGAGAACGCCAAGAAACGUGGGUAUGACGAAAUGCAGCAAAGCAGCGGGCAGAACGACGCGGAGAGCAUCAAGCUAGACCAGGGAAACACCAGUCCAUCACAGGUUAAUGGAAAAACGGCGCCUGUCGACCCCUCAGAUCCCGUCAGUCGAGGCCCAGAUGAGACCAAAGAGCCCCAUAAAGAGUCUGUGAAGUCUCUGCUGAAUGGAAAUCUCUCAGAAAGUAUCCCCGCCGUGGAUCAUCAACCCCCCCUCAAAGUCCCCAAAUUAGAGAACCAUGUGGGAGCUGAGGAAGACUCUCUGAAGAAGAGCAAUGAUUUUGUCAACAGUGACGGGCCGGUGCCUGUUAAGCUUGAAUCCACGAGCUCCUCUGUCCACAAUAGUACAGAAAAUAACAUCAGUAAGCCUGACGGGACAUCCCAGGCCGCAAGCAGCUCCCUUUCCUCCGGUCCGGUUUCCACCAGCCAGUCCAGCUCGGAGGCAGCGGGGUCCCAGAGGAAGAAACACUCCUCCGUCUCCUCCGUCUCCUCGGCCACACCAGCCAGCUCCAUGAUGGUCAGUAAGGAGUACACCACGCGGGACCGCGUCAGCCUCCUCAGGUUCUCCAAGUGCAGGAAGGCUCGCUCGGGCACGGCACUGCCGUCCUACCGCAAGUUUGUAACCAAGAGCAGCAAGAAGAGCAUCUUCGUCCUGCCGAACGACGACCUGAAGAGGAUGGCGAGGAAGGCGGGCAUUCGAGAAGUUCCCAUCUUCAACUACAACGCCAAGCCUGCUCUGGAUAUCUGGCCGUACCCGUCACCCCGGCCCACCUUCGCGAUCACGUGGAGGUAUCGUCUGCAGACUGUGAGGUCGCUGGCCGGGGUCAGUUUGAUGCUGCGGCUGCUGUGGGCCUGCCUGAGGUGGGACGACAUGGCCGUGAAACCCUCUGCUGCCGUAGGAACAACGCGGAAAGAAACGACGGACACGGACAUCAUCACCACAGAGAUCAUUAAGAGAAGAGACGUGGGGCACUACGGCAUCCGCUCAGAAUAUUGCAUCAGGAAGAUCAUCUGCCCCCUCGGAAACAGGGACACUCCCAAAGCAGAAACCCCGACGCCACAGAGGAAAGGUCUGCGCUCAAGUGCCUUGAGGCCGAAGAAGCACGAACCGGCCAAGCUGACCGGGCCGGUCGCUGUGGAGACAUGGGUGCCGGAGGAGGAAAUGGAGCUGUGGGAGAUCAAAGCUUUUGCAGAAAGACUGGAAAGAGAGAAGUCGCAGGGUUCAGAUUCCUCAAAAACUGGCAGCACUCUGAGGACGGCAGAAGAAGUCAAGGCCCAUCUGGAGAACCAGCUGAAACAGGCCAGACUGGCGUCCCAGCAGAAACGUUUCGAGCAGCAGAGACUGAUCACACCCCCCACCAAUUCCACAACGACCCCCCCGCCCACGUCUGCCAGCACGCCUGGUACUCCAUCUUCCACCCCCCAGAGGCCGGGAACAGUAACGCCUGGAGCCAAGAUGGUCCUGGCCUCCAAACUGGGCUCUCCGGUAUCAUUCCAGCAGGACAAGAACUUCCACCAGUCUUUUGCUUCCUGGGUGAAACAGGGUCAGACCACCAACAACAACAGCAGCAGCUCAGGUGUAGGUCAACAGAAAGUUCUGGGCAUUUUCCCCUCUGGGCCUCCUGCGAACCUGAGGACGUACAGCACACUCCAUCCCACGACGGGCAACCUCAACCUCAGAGCUACAACCUCGGGUUCAAACACGCAGGCCGUUGCACAGCCUGGAGCGACACCUACCUCUGUGGGCACAGCGAUGGUCAGAACCUCAGCAAUGCUUCAGCAAGGUCAACCUCGGCCAGGUGUGACCCAGAUGGUCCAAGGAACUGCAGCUGUCCCAGGCUCUCCUUCAACCCCCAGAGCAGGAGGUCCUGCAGCAUCACCAGCUGCCCCCGCGGCUCCGGGACAGUCCCCGGUACCUGCAGCUCAGACCCCGCGACCGCAGCAGGGCCAAGUCAAGCUCACUAUGGCUCAGCUCAUGCAGCUGACGCAGGGGGCGCAGGGAGGAAACCCGGGCCUGACGGUGGUGAUCCAGGGUCAAGGCCAGACCCAGGGCCAGCUCCAGAUCAUCCCCCAGGGUGUGACCGUCAUCCCUGGCCCUGGCCAGCAGCUAAUGCAGGCAGCCAUGCCCAAUGGCCAGGUCCAGCGCUUCCUCUUCACUCCGUUACCUCCCUCCUCGUCCGCUCCAGCUGCAUCUCCAUCUCCCCCUACAGUACCGGCCGCAGCCCCUCAGACCCCUCAAACUCAUGUGUCGACUCCAACUCAAGUGCAAAUCCCCGCUCAAGUCCAGACAACUCCCUCUGCCUUAGCACAAACACAGAUGACAGCCCCCCUGCCUGUCCCCACACACGUUACCAGCUCGUCACAGAAGGGGAGCAUCGCCCCCAGCCCAGCUCCUGCUCCUACCCAGACCCAUGUGGGUGGUCCUGCGGCUCCUCCACCACCACCUGCCGCCCAGGCCCCCCUGCACACACAGUUUCCAGCCACGGCUCCAUCAUCCAUCCCUGCACAGUCACAGAUAUCAGCUCCCGCCCUCCCACACCACUCCACACAGGUUUUAUCCUCCACACCCCCAGCAAAUGUCACACAGCCCCAAGUGGUUAGAUCUGUCGCCGUCUUUCCACAAAGUACAAGCCCAGGGGUGACUCAUAAACAAGUUCUCAUCUCUGCCCCGUCACAAACCCACGUCUGCAAUCUGACGUCCAACUCGCUCCCUUCAGCUGCAGGUUCAGCACCGACACCAGUGCAGGCUGUCCAACCCCCACCCAUCACGGCGGCUCCAGGCCUAACCACCAGUCCUGUACAGGUGCAGGUUGCUGCUCCCACACCUGCCCUAUCUGCUUUUUCAGUCACAUCAGUUGCCCAAGUUGUUGCUACGGCAGCUGCGACUAAUUCAGCUGCCUCGCUCCCUUCACCUGUCCAAGUUCCGACCUCUGCCCUCGCCCCGGUGUCCGCCCCCGUCAUUGCUGUCGUGUCCACCCACAUGGCUCUGCCAUCCCCGGCCAAAGCUCUAACCCACAUCCAGGCUGCGGCUCCAGGUCCCCUCCAUGCAGCUGUGGCCAAUGCCGUGGUCACACCCGUCACCGCCACCUGUACGACACCGUCAGUGCCAGCUCGGAUAGAGCAGAAGGCAGCCCAGCCCCAGGUGUGGACUCCUCCAGCCUCGUCUCCGGCUCAGACUCCCGUUCAGGCCACUCCUGCUUUGACUGUUCCCCUCUCCGCCCCCGUACCGGCUCCCACGCUCUCCCCCGUCACUGCUCUGCCCCAGACAUCCCUGUCGUCUCCGCCUCCAGCACAAGUCCAGCACACCGCUGUGGUUUCCAUGCAGCAGUUGUCCCAGUCGCCCGUCUCAGCAGUGCAGGUCCACAUGAAGGGAUUACCGGUGUCGUCUGUCGUGUCCACCGUGAGGCCCACGCACUCUCCACUUCAACCCCAGACUCAAGCCCAGAUCUGUGCCCAGGUUCAGGUCCAGCAAGUGCCGCACAUCCAGACUCAAGCGCAGCUCCAAGGGCAAGCUCAGAUCCACCCGCAGGUCCGAGUUCAGUUUCAGCCACGGACACAAAUUCAGCCGCACGCUCAGCAAUCACCUCAAGCUCAAGUGCAAACCCUCGCUCAUAUUCAGCCUCAGGUUCAGGUUCAGUUUCAGUCCCCGACCAAGACUUUGCCCCAGGUCCAGUCCCCGACCCAGCCCCAGAUCCGGCCCAGGGUCCAGCCUCAGUACCACCCGCAGAUACAAGCCUCGUUUCAAACCAAGCCCCAGACGCAACUUCAGGCUCCACAGCAGCCUCAGGUACAGACGCAGCCUCAGGUCCAGUCUCAGGCCCAAACACAAGCCCAUAUCCAAACCCAGGUCCAACCCCAGGUUCAAGUCCAGCUUCAGCAGCAAAACCAGAUCCAAACUCAGGCAUCGCAGCAGUCCCAAGUCCACAUCCAACCGCACGUUCAAGUCCAAAGCCAAGCCCAGUUUUCGGUCCAGUCACCUCAGCAGACCCAAGUCUCUCAACAGCUUCAGGUGCCGGCCCAGGUCCAAACAAAACUCCAGGUCCAGUUCCAACCUCAGACCCAGUCUCAAGUUCAAACGCAGCCUCAGAUUCAGGUCCAGUCUCCCAUCAGGCAUCAGCUGAUCACCGUUCCGGGCAUCCAACAGCCGGUCCAGCUCCUCUCAGCGCUGCCGCCACACGUGGCGGCCCAGAUCCAGGCCCAGAUCCAGGCGCAGGCCCAGCAGCAGGGCGGUACAGUUCCCCAGCAGAUAAAGCUGCAGCUCCCCAUCCAGAUCCAGCAAACUGGGGGGCAAAUUCAAGCCCACCAGAUCCAGAACAUGGUGACCAUCCAGGCUCCAGCCAACGUCCAGGAGCAGCUUCAGAGGUUGCAGCAGCAGCAGCAGCUCCAGCAACAACCAAAGAAGAAGAAACAAAGUGAAUCUAAGAGGGAGCAAAAAGACCCCAACAUGCAGGUGGUGAGUCCCAAGGACGGAGUCCAGAAACAGGUGGUGGUGAAGCAGAACGCCUCAGCAGAACAGCUGAAGCAGAAGAAGACCCUGGCUGCAGCCGAGAGAGAGGAGAACCAGAGAAUGAUUGUGUGCAACCAGGUGAUGAAGUUCAUUCUGGACAAGAUCGAGAAGGACGAGAAGCAGGCAGCUAAGAAGCGGAAAAAGGAAGAGGUGGUGGAGCAGAAACGUUCGAAGCAGAACGCCACCAAGCUGACGGCGCUGCUGUACAAGCACAAAGAGCAGCUGAAGGCCGAAAUCCUGAAGAAGAGAGCUCUGCUGGACAAGGAGCUGCAGCUGCAAGUACAGGAGGAGCUGAGGCGGGACUUAGCACGGCUACAGCGAGAGAAGGAGAAAGCUCGAGCCGCCAUCACCCAGGCUGCUGCAGCGACGGUCAAGGCAGCCUCCUCCCAUCUCCCCCAUUCUACACAUUCCUCUCACAGCAGCCACGCCCCGCCCUCAUCCUCCUCAUCCCACAAACGCAAGAGAGAGGAGGAGAGAGACAAGGACAAAACCAGGGAGAGAGACAGGCAUCAUGACAAGAGCAAGAAACGGGACCGGGACAAGGACAGAGACCGACACAGGGACAGAGACAAAGACAAAGACAGGGACCGGGAUCGAGAGCGGGAGAGGGAGCGGGAGCCGGGCCGAGAGCCGGAUCCACAUCGGGACAGAGAGCGAGACAAAGACAGGGAAAAAAGCAAGGAGGGAGACCCCAGCCUGUUAAAACACAAGAAGAAGAAAAAGAAGAUGUGUUCUACCUCAAAGGAUCCCAAGGACACCAAACUGUACUGUAUCUGCAAAACUCCCUACGACGAGUCCAAGUUCUACAUCGGGUGCGACCUGUGCUCUAACUGGUUCCACGGGGUGUGUGUCGGCAUCACGGAGAAAGAAGCCAAGAAGUUGGAGGACUUUGUGUGUAAUGACUGUAAACGUGGCCAGGAGGGAGACAGCAGCAACGAGGAGCUGUACUGCAUUUGUCGGACUCCGUACGACGAAUCACAGUUCUACAUCGGCUGUGAUCGCUGCCAGAACUGGUACCACGGGCGCUGUGUGGGUAUUCUGCAGAGCGAAGCCACUCACAUCGACCUGUACGUGUGUCCGCAGUGUCAGUCGACAGAAGACGCCAUGACGGUCCUCUCGCCGCUCACCGACAAAGAUUAUGAGGGAUUGAAAAGAAUAUUACGCUCGUUGCAGUCGCACAAAAUGGCAUGGCCUUUCCUCGAACCGGUGGAUCCCCACGACGCGCCAGAUUACUAUCGAGUAAUCAAGGAGCCAAUGGAUUUCUCCACGAUGGAAACGCGUUUGCAGAAGCGACAUUACCAGAAGCUCACAGAGUUUGUGGCAGACGUGACCAAAAUCUUUGACAACUGCCGCUAUUACAACCCCAAUGACACGCCCUUCUUUCAGUGUGCCGAGGUGCUUGAAGCUUUCUUCGUACAGAAGCUGAAAGGCUUCAAAGCGAGCAGAUUGUCAGAUUCUUAAGUGGGGCCAGUCUAGCUGGAGUCUGGACUGGAUGCUGAUUUAUCAUGACAUUAAACAAAAAACAAAACACAAACUUUGUUUUCAAAACAGCAAAAGAAAUCAAGAAAAGCAGACACAGGAACAUGCACAAACAAACACCAAAUGUGCUUCUUUUUUUUUCCUUUUUCUUUUUCUCUUAGUUUUUAUAAAGCAAUUAUGGUCACAGUUGGCAGUAAUGAUCAGUAAUCAUGUGCAUCUUCACUAGGUCGUGUUCAGUAGGAUUUUAAUGAGUUUCCAAUUUUGUAUUUAUUUCUGUUAAACAUCUUUAGUUGGAUUGGAAAUGUUGACAUAAAUGUACAAAGCUGCAUAUUUUAUUAUAAAGAAAUAUAUUUAUGAGAACUUUUGUAUGUUACUGCACUCAAUUUGGUUUCCAGUGGGUAUUAAAGUGGUUGUACAUACGUUUUAUCAUGUACAGUGAUUGUGAGAUAUCUGACUGUAUUUGUUUUAAAUACUGAUGGAACCAAUCAUUUUUUUUAGAUUAAUAUUCUUUUAUUACUCUAAAAUCUACUAAAAAGGGUUGAGAACUUUUGUACUUUGUUCCUCAUGUUGCAAAGUAACAUCAGCUGGAAGUUGUAGAGGAUUUCUUCACUAAAACGAGGAAUUCCUCCUUAAUUACAGCGACGUGGCUGCAGGGUCCUACGUCCCACCGUGUUUGCCUCCUCUCUGUCUGAUCGUUAUUGAGGUGUACAACAAUAAACGAAAUGUGAAGAGCUCUCAACUCUCACCCUCUCUCCGCAUCCUGUAGGUCUCAUAACAACAAGCUUCAGUCUUCUUCAGCAUCUUAAAAAAAAAGCAUCGCACAUAUCGCAAACAAAAUGCACUUGCCAAGAAUAUGGCUUUUCUGAACGGUGACUCUGACGCUCCUCCGUGCGACUGGGGCUACCAGCACUGCUGCUUUCACAGGAUCGUUCAGGCAGAGCUGCCCUCUGGCCGUUUUUAAAGCUUCAAGGGGGCGACCUUUACUGGGGGGGAGGAGGAGGGCCCGUCUUCACCAGCGGGCCUGAGCAGAGGAGCGAGAAUAACUGAGGCAUUUCAGAAGAAAGUUUACCUCUGAGAAAAACUCUUAAGGAGAUCUUAUAUUUCCAUGUACUUUAUUUUUUUGUACUUUCAUUGCAUUUUUGUUUUCUUACUUAGUUGGAAGGAAGAAAAAAAAAAAACCCUCCUCAGGCCAUUGUGGUUGUCAUGUCCACUGAAACAGGAACCUGAACACUGACGUACAAUGGCUGAGUUUUACUGAGCAUCAUGUAUCAAGUGUUUAUGUCUGAAUUCAGAUAUCACAGUGGAAACAAUGUUUUUCAUCCAUUUCCACCCAUUGUUUAGUCUGAAGUGGCAUGAGAGUCGGUCCGCACCCGGACAGCGUUAGUCUGUUUGGUUCAACUUCUAUAUAACCUACUGAAAGUAUGGUAAUAAGCUAUUGUAAAUGAUUUGCUUUGCAGUAGUGGCUGACUGAGACAUAUGAAACGAUAUAUUUGAAGGUUCCUGCCCCGUUUGUAAAAUAUUCAUGAGAUUUGGACUUGAUUUCUUUUUUUUGUAUUUCAGCUGAAGAAAUAUUGAUGUAUAUGGAACUUAAUAAAACUGAAAAGACUC
This is a messenger RNA of Cololabis saira (Pacific saury), 11730 nucleotides long. It is a transcript of the gene bptf, whose product is annotated as bromodomain PHD finger transcription factor. The transcript has 31 exons. Gene Ontology annotation, biological process: regulation of transcription by RNA polymerase II. Gene Ontology annotation, cellular component: NURF complex. The record is from RefSeq and is a predicted model, not a curated record. The coding region runs from base 304 to 10104 and encodes 3266 amino acids. Lineage: Eukaryota; Metazoa; Chordata; Actinopteri; Beloniformes; Belonidae. Gene Ontology annotation, molecular function: RNA polymerase II cis-regulatory region sequence-specific DNA binding.